GGAUUGAUCAUGCAGCCCCACAUGAUGGCCUCGGGCAGCGGCCCCGCUCCCGGCGGUGCUGGUCCGGUCGGCACGACUCUCGGUCUCGACACGGCCAGCGGGAACCCGGGCGCCACUGCCGCCCCCUAUCCUGGGCCUCUGCAAAGUGGCGCCAGUUGCGGAGUCACUUCCGGGGAGGCUGUUACCAUCGACGUUGGCGAAGCGGUACCAGAGAGCGCUGAAGUCCCGGAACAGUCUGGUCUGUACCCCGGCUCCGAGCUUAUACUCCCACCUGAAGUCGUGAGCUUCAUCCGCGAGAAGCUUAUGCCUACCGCCCAGUACGACGUCUCAUCCGCCCUGGUACCUCUUCGGUACCAAAGCGAAGGGCUCGGAGGCUCAACCCGACCCUGCUGUGGAGCUGAUGCGGCAGAAGUUCGAGAAGGCGUACAAUGUACGUGCCCCUUCAAGGUAUCUACUCUCGGCCAAGAUCUUCGCCAAGAUCCGUAA
This is a messenger RNA of Perkinsus marinus ATCC 50983, 486 nucleotides long. RefSeq lists its product as hypothetical. The record is from RefSeq and is a predicted model, not a curated record. Lineage: Eukaryota; Perkinsozoa; Perkinsida; Perkinsidae. The transcript has a single exon. The annotation marks the transcript as partial.